Messenger RNA from Lepus europaeus (European hare), 2383 nucleotides. RefSeq names its product dynein regulatory complex subunit 1 (gene DRC1). NCBI's taxonomy places the organism in Eukaryota, Metazoa, Chordata, Mammalia, Lagomorpha, Leporidae. Gene Ontology annotation, biological process: axonemal dynein complex assembly; regulation of cilium movement; cilium-dependent cell motility. Bases 1 to 2262 code for a protein of 753 amino acids. The record is from RefSeq and is a predicted model, not a curated record. The transcript is spliced from 17 exons. Gene Ontology annotation, cellular component: axonemal dynein complex; axoneme.
AUGAAUCCCUCAGUGUCCCUCGGGGUCCUGGAGCAGAAUGAGGAGGAGCACGUGUCCACGCCGAUUCUCGGGCCCUCCAUAUAUUCCGAUAACCCGCAAGAGCGCAUCCAGGCCCGGCGCCUCCGCAUCGCGGCGCGCCUGGAAGCCCGGCGGCGGGAAGCACUUGGAGAAUAUUUAGAUGGUAAGAAGGAGAGUGAGGAAGAGCAAAGCAAGAGCUACAAACAGAAGGAAGAAAGCAGAUUGAAAUUGGCUAAACUGCUGCUGUGUGGCACUGAGUUGGUGACAAACGUCCAGGUGGCGGUGGAUACGAGAGAGGUCCACAGGAGGGUGGAGGAGGAGGAGAUAAAGCGUCAGAGGAUCGAGAAGCUGGAGAACGAAGUGAAGACCAGCCAGGACAAAUUUGAUGAAAUCACGUCCAAGUGGGAGGAGGGCAAGCAGAAGAGAAUUCCCCAGGACCUGUGGGAGGUGCUCAACACUCAGCAGCUGCAGUGUGCCGGGCUGAUUGAGGACAAGAACAAGCUGAUCAGCGAGCUGCAGCAGGAGCUGAAAAUCAAGGAUGACCAGUACGUGAAGGACUUGAAGAAGCAGUCGGAUGACAUCUGCCUGCUUCUGGAGCGGAUGGAGGACCAGGUGAAGGGCAUGAUGAAGAGCUUCCGCCAGGAGCUGCAGCACGUCGAGAAAGCGUUUGAAGUGGAGCGACAGGAGCUGCUGAGCAGCAAUAAGAAGAAAUGGGAGCGGGCGCUGCAGGCGCACAAUGCCAAAGAGCUGGAGUAUCUCAUCAACCGCCUUAAGAAGGUGGAGGACUACGAGAAGCAGCUGAACAGGCAGAGUGUCUGGGAUUGCGAAGAGCACAACAUGAUCAAGGUCAAGCUGGAGCAGGACGUGCAGAUUCUUGAGCAACAGCUUCAGCAGAUGAAGGCAAUUCAUCAGCUGAACCGCGAGAAGCUGGAGUACAACUUCCAGGUGCUGAAGAAGCGAGACGAGGAAAACACGGUGAUUAAAUCGCAGCAGAAGCGGAAGAUCAACCGCCUGCACGACAUACUCAACAACCUGAGGUCCAAGUACGCCAGGCAGGUGAAGCAGUUUCAGGAGGAGAACCAGGCUCUGGCGAGCGACUACAGGCGCCUGGUGAUGCAGUUCAAGGAGCUGCAGAAAGCCAAGAGGCACUUUGCCGUCACCGACGAUGAGAAGUUCCAGGAGAUUUGGCUGUUGAAUGAGGAGGAGGCCAAGGCGCUCAUAGGCCGAGCCUUUGAUGUCGACAGGAUCAUCCACACCCACCACCUGGGGCUCCCCUGGACGGCGCCUGACACCUCGCUCCUGAAGAACGUGGGGCCCCUCUCUCAGAAGCGGCAGCGCAAGUCUGCCGCACAAGUUCUGGGAGAGGUGCUGCUGGGAGCAGAGGAGGAAGGCGCAGAAGCGGCCGUCUCGGAGGCCGAGUCCUACCUGGACCUGCCCAAGCAGAUUUCAGCAAAAACCACCAGGAAGAUCCUGAUGCUCCUGUGUGACGAGUCGGGUUUCCUCAUAGAGAGCAAGCUGAUGAGCCUCCUCCUGCCCCUGGAGACGAGCGAGUGCUACCUGCUGCGGCUGGACGCCAUCUUCUCGGCCCUGGGGAUCGAAAGCGAGGAGGACCUGUACAAGCUGGUGCACUUCUUCCUGAAAUACCGGGCUCACCAUCUGUCCUCCAGCCAGAUCGCCCCCUCAGACCAAGUGAACGCAGAGCGGCUGAGCACGGUGUCGGUCAUGGAGCAGACGAGCUUGGUGUCCGUGCCCGAGCACUUGAGCUUGACGUCAGCCUCCGAGGAGGAGCUGGCCGAGCAGACGGCGCCCGAGGGAGAGGCGGAGAGCCCGGUGGAAGGGGAGCAGGCAGAGAGGGAGAGCCCGCCUUCCCCCAAGCUCAUCCACCCCAACGACGUCCUCAAGGUGCUGGAGGCCUUUGUCAUGGGCCUGCGGAAGCCCAGGGACGCCCGGGCACCGCGGAGGAUGUGGAAGCAGGAGCGCGAUGACUCAGAAGACUCCAAGUACUGGAGGGCGCUGACCACGGUCAUCCCUUCCUCCAAGCAGAACCUCUGGGAUGCUCUCUACACAGCCCUGGAGAAGUACCACCUCGUGCUUACCCAGAGGGCCAAGCUGCUGCUGGAGAACGAGUCCCUGGAGAAGCAGAACACGGAGCUGCAGCAGCUGCUGCGACAGUAUCUCAACGCCCAGAUAAACUCGGAACUGCAGGUUCCUCCGACUCAGGUGUUCCGGGUCCCCACGAAAUAGCAGCAGACCUCAAUCGGCUGAGUGUUAGGGCUGGCCCCCUCCUGGGCCCUGUGCCUGGGCCCACCCCCUGGGUCUCCCAGAGAUUGCUUCAUGAGCCCAUCAGAACAGGGCAACGAGGGGC